Molecule: messenger RNA, 912 nt
Organism: Talaromyces atroroseus
Lineage: Eukaryota; Fungi; Ascomycota; Eurotiomycetes; Eurotiales; Trichocomaceae
Exons: 1
Coding region: 1-912 (303 amino acids)
Source: RefSeq, a predicted model, not a curated record
AUGAACACUCUUCUUGUUCUGGGUCUCUCCGUCGUGGCGGCUGCAGUCCUCCCUGCGGCGCCUGCACCGGCUCGGUAUGGCACGCUCGAGUUUCAGCAGAACGCAAACGUCACGCGAGUCACUUUCAACCAUCCCCCAAUAAACCUAGUUGAUCAGUAUCUCACGUCCGAUCUACUAGACUUUCUCGUGUCUCUCCAGCCCGCAAAUCGCACCACGCCGCCCCCCAAGGUGGUUAUCUUCGACAGCGCCAACCCGGACUUCUUCCUUGGCCACAUUGAUAUAACAUCAAUCCAGCAACCGGAAACACCCGCCAAGGAAGCUCUCACGGAGAACUACAUCGCUGUCGCCAAUCUGUUCAACAGCAUCACCUCCACCAUCUUCAUUGCGGAAAUCAAUGGUCGCGCGUUCGGCGCGGGCCAGGAGCUCUCUGUCCAGAUGGACAUGCGCUUUGCGGGCCCGAACGCCAGCGCCGGCAGCUUUGAGAAUGGACUGGGACUCGUGGCUGGUGGAGGUGGCCAGCUCUUCCUUGCGACCUUGCUGAACCGUGGCCAGGCCCUCGAGUACCUGUUGGGGAUCAAGGCGUUUGAUGGGCCCACUGGUACGGCCCUCGGGCUGUUUAACAACCACUAUGCCACGGCAGAUGAGCUUCGCGAGGCUGUUGAUGCUCUUGCGUCUCGUAUUGGACUUUUUCCUGCCGCUGGACUUAACGAGACCAAGUCUGCCCUCAGCUUUCGGAAUCCCACGGCGGCCCAGCUAGAUGCUGAUGUGAUUGGAUUUUACGAACUGGAUGGACUGCCCGUUGAACAGGCUAACGUGAACGAAGUUUUAUACUUGAGUCACAAUCAGACCCUUUCGCCUUUCGAAUUAGGGUUGCCGUAUUCCGUCUUGGAGUUGUAUGGUAUAGAUCAAUAA